AUUCCCCGCAGUUCUCGACUGAAACUCGAACAGUGAACAACGGAAAACCUACGGCACUAGACGUGCAGUCGAAUAAAAUAAGUGAAUAAAAGAGACUGGAUAAAUUUGUUUCUAUUAAUACACUCGGAAACCGGUUCAACAGCUGAUUGUUCGCGGUGACGAAAUAAGUUCAAUAGCCAAGUGGCAGUGCAGUGGUGCAGUCUACUAAGGGGCUUCUCGAUACGCCGGAAUAAGAGUUUUAAAACUAAGCAGACGCCCUCGGUAGUGCCUUUAAAGAUCUUAACCCGGCACACCUACGACUACGCUCAGCGGACAAAGAAUUCAAUUGAUUCUGACAUCGUUUACGGGCGGGCAGCAAUGACAAUAACCGCAGUAGCCGGUGCAAUACCGACGUGAUCGUUGCACACCCAGCAACCAAUCAGUGAAAACGUGAUUUCCAAUUCAAACUAAAGUGAGACUGAUUUGUCUAUUGGUUGGUACCGUGCAGAGCCGCUGCGCCCCGAAGCAAAGUGAUUCGCGUCGCGGAAGUGUGCACCAGAAAGCGAUCCGAGCCUGACCGCGUAUGGUGGUUGGGUAGCGAUGAAUAGUAAUUGAAUUUCGCGAAGAAAGUCGCCAAUCAAGCUUGAAUUGCGGUCAAUAGGGAAGAAUUGUUCAGUCGACUGGAAAGGUCACGCGAGAAUUGCACAUUCUGUGAUCACUUGAGCGAAUGGAAUAAGAACGAAAAAGAAAGCCGCAGCUGAGUGAAAGAUAAGCAACAAGUUUUAGAAUAGUGCAAUUUUGUAUAGUGUUUGCAAACUCCGGUGAAAACAUGGCGGUGGUUUUGGUGAUUAAAAUUAUUUUUGCUGUAAGCAUUUUUGUCGGGUGUUCGGACAGUGCUAACAUUUUGGCAAUAUUUCCCGUGCCUUUCAAGGAACACCAGUUAUCGUAUAGACCGUUAAUAGAACAGUUGGCUAACAGAGGCCACCACAUCACACUUCUGACUACAGAUCCGAUUGAUCUUCGCAUAACCAGAAAUGGGUCGCUGGCGAAAAGUAUCGAACAAAUCGAUUUGAGUUUUGUCUAUAAUUUGCCGAUUCUAGAAGACUUAUACAAGACAAAUCUUGGAGCUCGAAAUAUGCUCCGGAAUGUGUUCAACGUAAUGAGAAAGAUAUCCGAAGCCGAACUCAAGCACCCAUUGGUGCAAGAGUUGAUCCAGGGAAGCGCAAAGUUCGACAUCGUCAUGGUCGAAUGGUCCGGGGUGAGUUUGAUGAAUGCCUUCGCUCAUCACUUCGAUGCCCCGUUGGUAGGAAUUUCGAACGGUGGAGCAUACAUCAACGCUCAUGAGGCACUAGGCAAUCCAAACCACCCCAUUGGCUACCCGAGUAUAUUUAUGCCGUUCACCGAGGAUUUAAGUCUUCUACAGAGGAUUUCCAGCGUGUUUUUUACCAUUUGGUAUCGUUUCUACUACUACACUGAAGAGAUUCCCAAGCAGAAUCUUAUCGCCAGCGAAAACUUUGGCUCCGAUCUUCCCGAUCUUUUUGAGAUCGAACGAAAAGCGGAUCUGCUUCUAAUCAACUCCUACCAAACGCUGGGGAAUGUUCGUCCUGUGGGACCGACCACCAUUUAUCUCGGUGGAAUACACCGGAAGCAGAGCAUGGUGAACGAAAUGACGGAAGAUUUAAUCCAUUUUCUGGAGCACUCUCAAGAACCGAUCGUUUACGUCUGUCUCGAUCUGGAUCCAGUAGCUGACGCUUAUCGUUUGGAGAAAAUCGUCAAAGCACUGGAAACAUUAGAUGCCACGAUCGUUUGGAACUGGAAUCAAGGCCAGCACGUCAAUACGUCCGCUCGAAAUUAUCAGUCAUAUCAUCUACCCCAGGAGGAUAUUCUUGCUCAUCCGAAGGUUAAAUUGUUUAUCACCGACGGCGGUCAGCGAAACAUCGAGGACGCCAUUCAUCAUCGGGUUCCGGUGUUGGGAAUCAGUUACUCGACCUCACUAGAACAUUACCUGCGCCAGAUUGCCAAAUAUGAAACCGGCAUUAUUUCAUUGAUUGACUUUGAAACACAAGCAACUAUCAUUGAAAAACUUCAGGAUGUUUUCCAGUUGGAUGAUUAUCAAUCCAACAUGAACAAACUGAACCGUCUUCUAGCGGACCAACCGAUGAGCUCGCUGGACCGUGCAGUCUGGUGGAUCGAAUAUGUUGUCCGCCAGGAAGGUACCGGGCAUUUACGUAUUCCGCAGCUGUCGUGGUUCCAGUACUUGAUGCUAGAUGUCACACUGACGGUUGCUGUCCUCGCUACAAUAGUCGGACUGGUGAUUGCCUACCUCAUCUACCGUGCCAUACGUUACUCGAAGAGUCUACCAUUUGAAAUGGUAACACGCGGUAGCAGAAAGUGCAAACUGAUGUAAGCGAACGGAGGUUCGGGACUUCGCUACAACAGUCGCACUUUCUCAUAAAAAUUAGAUUAGCAAAUGUAGAGAUAAACAACAAUCGUUACUAUAUCGAUUUCAAUGUUGUGAUACCCGCGGAUGGGUUGAUUCGAAUGACUUUGAUCCACCUUACAGAAGCUAAUAAGUUAGGAUUACACGAAAUGUGAUAUUAGAAUUAAAAUUUAAUACUAAGUAUUAUAAUGAAAAAUUAAUAAAUUAAGGAACCGCAAUAACCAUCAA
Malaya genurostris is the source of this 2647-nucleotide messenger RNA. Its product is annotated as UDP-glycosyltransferase UGT5-like. NCBI's taxonomy places the organism in Eukaryota, Metazoa, Arthropoda, Insecta, Diptera, Culicidae. Gene Ontology annotation, molecular function: UDP-glycosyltransferase activity. The transcript has 5 exons. The coding region runs from base 809 to 2386 and encodes 525 amino acids. The record is from RefSeq and is a predicted model, not a curated record.